This is a messenger RNA of Poecile atricapillus (Black-capped chickadee), 1666 nucleotides long. RefSeq names its product RAB9A, member RAS oncogene family (gene RAB9A). Gene Ontology annotation, molecular function: GTP binding; GTPase activity. Lineage: Eukaryota; Metazoa; Chordata; Aves; Passeriformes; Paridae. The record is from RefSeq and is a predicted model, not a curated record. Gene Ontology annotation, biological process: retrograde transport, endosome to Golgi; Rab protein signal transduction. Bases 617 to 1222 code for a protein of 201 amino acids. Gene Ontology annotation, cellular component: late endosome; phagocytic vesicle; lysosome. The transcript has 3 exons.
CCCUUAGUGCCGCGUUCCUCGUUCCCUCCCCCGCCGCUGUCCGAUAUGCCAGGCGCGCUCCCCGGUGUUCCCUGGCGCAGCCUCCAGGGAGCGGGAGGGCAGCCCUGGCCGGGCCCGCGGUGGGAGAGGGCCCCGGGCGCUCCCCAGAGCCGGUGUGGGUGGCGGGGAAUGUGGCGUGAUCCGCGAUCCCGUGACUCCGGGGCAGGCGGCGGCUCCUUUGCGAAGCGGCUCCAGCCGGCGCCUGGCCGGUCGCCGACCCCGCAGUGCUUCCUCACGUCUGAGAGAGUUCGCUGGUUUGUCAGGGUGUAACUCAGCUCCGUGCCGGUGUCCUCAACACAUUUCAGAUUGGGAGCAGAAGUAUUACAGCUCCUUGUAGCUCCUUUUUCUCGCUGCUGUGUGCUCGGAGGAGUCACCGUCCCUGGAGGUGUUUAAGGACAGGCUGGACGUGGCGCUCAGAGCCGUGGGCUGGUUCACAGGGUGGUGUUCGGCCAGAGAUUUUUGGAAACUUGCAGAUCUGCUAUAGGCAACAAGUUUAACCACUGUAGUGAUUGAGGGCUGAGAAAUGUAAAACCUCCACGAACAGUUUAGGAAACCAGGAGGAUCUUUUCCAGUAACAAUGGCAGCAAAAUCAUCACUCCUUAAAGUAAUACUGCUCGGAGAUGGUGGAGUUGGGAAGAGUUCCCUUAUGAACAGAUACGUCACCAACAAGUUUGAUGCACAGCUGUUUCAUACAAUAGGUGUGGAAUUCUUAAAUAAAGAGUUGGAAGUCGAUGGACAUUUUGUUACAAUGCAGAUAUGGGACACAGCAGGUCAGGAACGGUUUAGGAGCUUGCGGACUCCUUUCUAUAGAGGUUCUGACUGUUGCCUGCUAACCUUCAGCGUGGAUGACUCUCAGAGCUUCCAAAACUUAAGCAACUGGAAGAAAGAAUUCAUUUAUUAUGCAGAUGUCAAGGAGCCUGAAAGUUUUCCAUUUGUGAUACUGGGUAACAAAGUUGAUAUCGAUGAAAGGCAAGUAUCUACAGAAGAAGCCCAAGACUGGUGCAGGAAUAAUGGCAACCAUCCCUAUUUUGAAACCAGUGCAAAAGAUGCCACUAACGUUGCAGCAGCCUUUGAAGAAGCUGUUAGAAGAGUUCUAGCCUCUGAAGAUAGAUCAGAUCACUUUAUUCAAACAGAUACAGUAAACCUUCAUAGGAAACCGAAACCCAGUUCAUCUUGUUGUUGACUUAAAUAUUUUUUUGCCAAAUUACUGUUGACUAGCUUGCUCUAUAAAAGAAAGGGGAAAGUGUAGUAGAUAGAAUAACAAAUGGGUUUCACUCUGAUAUUAAAAAUCAUAAUAUUCUGCUGCUUUCAUGGGGGAGAAAAAGGAAAAUCUCCAUUUAUGAGUGACCCGUUACUGAAUUAGUGAUGCUUUCUGUUUAGGAAGACAUUGAGUAAAACAAUUAAUAAAAAAUUGUAAUUUGCCAACUUUAUUCAAAUGAUAAAUACUUUGAAUAGAAUUAAAACUUGAAAGUUCUAGAAGCACUACUUUGGAGAAGCUGUUCUGGAAUUCAGGCACAAAGAUACUUUUAUAUGUGUAUAUUUUUAUGAAAUCGGCAUUCCACUUUUGUUUCAUUAGAUGUCAGUUUCUUAACGAUGCUAGAUAUUAAACUUCAGUCUCACUACAUUC